This is a messenger RNA of Sesamum indicum (sesame), 1617 nucleotides long. RefSeq lists its product as uncharacterized. NCBI's taxonomy places the organism in Eukaryota, Viridiplantae, Streptophyta, Magnoliopsida, Lamiales, Pedaliaceae. The record is from RefSeq and is a predicted model, not a curated record. Gene Ontology annotation, cellular component: intracellular membrane-bounded organelle.
CUACGGUAUACGUACGUCACUCUUUCUCUAUGUACAUACUACGUACAAUUUGAACUGGCGAGAACCCGGUGAAUCACUAUCUUUUACUCUCUGUUCUUCCCCGGAAACGAUCGGAUUGAUUUUUUCCCGCAGGUUAAUCAAUUCCUCCUUCGAGUUUGUGACUCGGGAAUCUAAUUCCACCUUUUUUUUUAUAAACGCCAAAAAAUGGCAAAACUCUCGUCAUCAAGAUUUAUUGUCAGGUAUUUUGAUCACGUUGCGUCAAAAACCCCAACAAACUAUCACCGCACUGGUAAUGGCAUUUCGAAUUUCAUCAUAAACAAGCCUAAAUUGAUCAAGAACCCCACAUUUUCUUCAUGGCUGUUGAAUUCUCAAAGAUCCCAGUUCCCAUCAUUGCCCAAUAUGCAUGGUGUGUUUCGAAAAUUGGAUCCACAUGCAAAAUUCUUGCAGCACAGAAGUUUCUUCGCGUUUAGGUACUCUUCAUUUAAGAAUCACGAGAUGGGUUCUAAAAGUUUUGCUGAAAAUGUGGUGAAAAAACCUGCUUUGGCCUUUAAGAAUAUGUUCGGACGUUAUAAGGAGGGAGUAGGGCUGCAGAUUGAGGCCUUCUGGAUGAGGAAUCAUCUGGUGAUGUUGGGUGCCGGUGGGUUUGUGGUGUGCAUUUUGCAGUGGCGAUUCUUGUUUGGGAUUGCCAGUACUUUUGUUGGGUUCUCCGAGGGCAUGGCCGAGUAUGGGUUUCUGGCUCUUUCAUCUGCUAUCGUUGCCUUUACUGGCUUGUACCUUCAUGCAAAAUUCACCAUCAAUCCAGAUAAAGUUUACAGAAUGGCUAUGAGGAAGCUAAAUACAUCAGCUAGUGUUCUUGAGGUUAUGGGUGCACCACUCACAGGAACCGACUUGAGGGCAUAUGUGAUGUCAGAAGGGGGCAUCAGCCUGCAGAAUUUCAAACCGAGGUUAAGAAGCAAAAGGUGUUUCCUUAUUUUCCCUGUACAAGGUUCGGAAAGGAAGGGAUUAGUCAGUGUUGAAGUCAAGAAGAAGAAAGGCCAGUAUGAUAUAAGACUAUUGGCAGUGGACAUUCCCAUGGUGAGUGGACCUGAUCAACGCCUGUUCCUGAUUGGGGACAAUGAAGAGUAUAAGAUCGGUGGUGGUCUAAUUUCUGAACUGCGGAAUCCAGUUGUCAAAGCAUUGGGAGCUGCUAAGGAGUUGGAAGCUCGUGACGACAAGGAGGACGCUGCAAGGGAACUUCAAGAAGCCGGAAAAAAACAUCAAGCAGAUAUAAAAAAGCUUGAGAAAGGCAACAUCCGGUGGCUGCAAGGGCGUUUCUUCUGAUCCACUCUUCCAUCUCUUUGCCUAUAAGACCCUGCACUUGGACCCUUCAAAUCAAUGACAGCUGCUGCAUCGGCACCUUGAGUUAAUAUAAGAAUAUUUUUGCGACAUUGUACAAACUUGCUGACGAUCGGCUAAUGCCUUCUAACGAACAAAUCUUGACGUAAUGAAAGACAGACGUCCCAGAAUAAGACUUGGGAUCAUUCGUGGAUGAUAUCUUAGAAAUUUCUUCAUCUGAUCCUAUAACAUUGGUGUUCUUGUUUCCUCAUGGUUCAAAAGCAUCAAAUAUAACUGUGGUCU